Acanthocheilonema viteae is the source of this 438-nucleotide messenger RNA. NCBI's taxonomy places the organism in Eukaryota, Metazoa, Nematoda, Chromadorea, Rhabditida, Onchocercidae. The record is from the annotation of a GenBank genome assembly.
AUGGAAUUGAUGGAUUUAUCGGCGCCAGAAGUGAGUGAGGAAGAAUUGGAACUAUACGACUCAUUUGUUGAAGAAGUUAGGAAAGGUCAGAGAGGGUCAUCGAAUCGGCCAAUCCAACGAGUGAGUGCUAAACGGAAAUUGCAGUCUGAUGUUCGUGAAGAAAUAACGGACUUGAAAAAACGAAAAAUGACCUCAAUGGAUUUGGAAAGACAUGUGAGAACUCAUACCGGUGAAAGGCUGCACAUUUCGAGAUGGAAUGAAAGUUUCUCCGAUUUGUCGCAUUUGAAAAACGGCACGAUGAAUGGUAUCGGUGGAAAGCCGCUCGGUUGUUUGGCAUGGGGGAAACGUUUCGCUGUGUCAUUUCGUUUGCAAACUCAUAAUUAUUCGAAUGAAAGAAAAGUUCCUUUCGCCGAGAUAAAUCGAAAAGACGGAAGCUAA